Tetranychus urticae (two-spotted spider mite) is the source of this 1283-nucleotide messenger RNA. RefSeq names its product carboxypeptidase B-like. NCBI's taxonomy places the organism in Eukaryota, Metazoa, Arthropoda, Arachnida, Trombidiformes, Tetranychidae. The record is from RefSeq and is a predicted model, not a curated record. Gene Ontology annotation, biological process: proteolysis. Gene Ontology annotation, molecular function: metallocarboxypeptidase activity; zinc ion binding.
AAAUGAUUUACAGAAAUGGAUUGAACGGGAACGUCUUGAAAACAAUAUGGAUUUGAAGAAUGCCUAUUCACCAGGACGAUUUCAUUCAGCUGAGUUCCGUUUAGACUAUUAUCAUACCUAUGAAGAGAUCAACGAUUACAUGAGCUAUUUGCAAACUAAAUAUCCUGAUAUGGUAGAGGUAAUUAAUUUUGGUGAAACCUAUGAAUUCCAUAAGAUUAAUGGACUUAAGAUUGGCAAAAAAUCAAACGACACAAAACCAGCAAUUUGGAUUGAUGCUGGAAUUCAUGCGAGAGAAUGGAUCGCACCGGCUACAGCAGUGUAUAUGAUGUACAAAUUAACGGAGAAACAUGAGGCUGAACCCAUUAUUGGACAAUUGGUGGAAAAGUUUGAUUGGUAUAUCAUUCCGAUCGUUAAUCCAGACGGUUAUAUGUACACUUGGUGGUCCAACAGAUUAUGGAGGAAGAACAGAGCUCUUCCAAAAGCUGUUCCAAUUCGAUAUCCAUGGAAUCUGUUUGAAGAAUGUAUCGGUACUGACCCUAAUCGCAACUUUGACAUUGAUUUUGGAGGCUACUCUACAAGUCCAAAUCCGUGUUCAGAGAUGUUUAAAGGAGAUAAAGCAUUCAGUGAAAAGGAGAGUCAAGCCGUCAGAGAUGGAGUUCAGAAAUUGGGAAAAUCUUUAAAAGUCUUUCUCACAUUACAUUCAUACUCUCAACUUUGGAUGAUACCUCAUGCAUUCACAACUCAACAUUCUCCACAUCAUGAGGAAUUGUAUGAGAUUUUAAAAAAUGUUUCUGCUUCAGUUAAACAAGUACAUGGGGAAACUUACCGCUUUGGACCUAUGGCAACAACAAUUUAUCCAUGCUCAGGAUCAUCGCCAGAUUGGGUAUACUCAAGAGUAGGAAUUAAAUACAGCUUUAUAGUGGAGCUUCGAGACAAGGGUGAACAUGGAUUCAUUUUGCCCCGAGAUUACAUCUUACCAACAGCAGAGGAAACCUGGGAAGGUGUCAAAACACUUGUUGAUCUAAUAAAAUUGGACGAAUAAUAUCCAACUUGUCAUUAAUUUAUAAGUUUUGCCAAAUAAAAAAAAUAUUUAUACGCAAAAAAUAGAAAAAAAUUUCACAAAACACAAUCUAAAUAAACGCAAAGGUUUUCAAAUGUCACGAUAAGAAUUGAUUUGGAAAUGUCCAAUAAUUCCCUUUUUAGACACAAUCAGAUAAAAAGCCGUUGAACAAUACAUGAUUAGCUAAACAGAAACAAUAUUAUCAAUUAUCUUCUGGUUAACA